UCUCUGUAGACUGUAGCAGUGCAAGUGUAGAAAGGGAGGGACUAAGAGGGGGAAGGUUGCUCUGCGAGACUGCGACUGCAAGUGGUGAGCAAAGAAAGUAAGAAAUGGCGGACAAGGGUGACAUACUAAUGCUGGAAGCGCCGCCGGAUGCUUCACGGCCUAGCUGGUCGGUAGCGUCGGAGGAAGAAAUGGUAGAUGCACUGCCAUACAUCGACGAUGAUUACGGUAACCCAAAUGUCAAAGAAGAAGUCGACAGAUUGGUGGAGGAGGAGAUGCGCCGCAGCACUAAGAAGCCGGCUGAUUUCCUCAAGGAACUCCCUCCUGUCCCCAAAUUGAAUUUCGAGAACCACCCUAUGCUUGCUAGAGAAUAUGAACGUGUGAAAGCAGGCAAGCCUCCUGCAACACUGGAGAUGUCUAGAUAUGGACUAGAACCACCUCCUAUAAAUAAACGGAACGACAUUGAAGCUUGGAAGCCUGUCCUUGGAAAUGCUCGUGGGUUGUUACAACAUCAAAUAAUAAGACUAGAGAAUCUGGACUUGAUGUCAAAGCAUGGUGCUGAUGUUUGGAAACUUUACAAUCAACAGCUGGAGAAGUUCUUGUUCAGGAUGCAAGCAAUUGCUUUGCAGUAUAAUGAAAAGAUUGAAGUUGUUAACCGUGAAAGGAAAUAUCAUCAGCAAAGCACUGCAGUUGAGCUUAAUACCUUGUCUGCGCAAUGGAAGGAGCUCUGUGAGAAGAACAUAGCGAUAGAAGCCGCAUGUGCUAAGACUGAAAAUGAAAUUGAAGAACUAAAAAGUGAAGCUGCAGAAAGAGGCUGGAACUUGGAGGCUAACAUGGAGAAUGGCACUUUGAUGCACUCAGAACGUUGAGGUAGUGUGGAGCGGUUGCAGAUAUGCAUUUUAUCAGCACAUUGUUACACUCUGCCAAUUAAGGAGAAAAUUAAAAUGU
Messenger RNA from Telopea speciosissima, 945 nucleotides. RefSeq names its product pre-mRNA-splicing factor SPF27 homolog. Gene Ontology annotation, cellular component: Prp19 complex; precatalytic spliceosome; catalytic step 2 spliceosome. Bases 105 to 866 code for a protein of 253 amino acids. The transcript has 6 exons. NCBI's taxonomy places the organism in Eukaryota, Viridiplantae, Streptophyta, Magnoliopsida, Proteales, Proteaceae. Gene Ontology annotation, biological process: mRNA processing. The record is from RefSeq and is a predicted model, not a curated record.